AUGGCUGUGGACGUGAAGUCGCGAGCGAAGCGCUAUGAGAAGCUGGACUUCCUCGGGGAGGGGCAGUUUGCCACGGUUUACAAGGCCAGAGACAAGAACACCAACCAAAUUGUCGCCAUUAAAAAGAUCAAACUUGGACAUAGAUCAGAAGCUAAAGAUGGUAUAAAUAGAACAGCCUUAAGAGAAAUAAAAUUAUUACAGGAGCUAAGUCAUCCAAAUAUAAUUGGUCUCCUUGAUGCUUUUGGACAUAAAUCUAAUAUUAGCCUUGUCUUUGAUUUUAUGGAAACUGAUCUAGAGGUUAUAAUAAAAGAUAGUAGUCUUGUCCUAACACCAUCACACAUCAAAGCCUACAUGUUGAUGACACUUCAAGGGUUAGAAUAUUUACAUCAACAUUGGAUUCUACAUAGGGAUCUGAAACCAAACAACUUGUUGCUAGAUGAAAAUGGAGUUCUAAAGCUGGCAGAUUUUGGCCUGGCCAAAUCAUUUGGGAGCCCCAAUAGAGCUUAUACACAUCAGGUUGUAACCAGAUGGUAUCGGGCCCCUGAGUUACUAUUUGGUGCUAGAAUGUAUGGUGUAGGUGUGGACAUGUGGGCUGUUGGCUGUAUAUUAGCAGAGUUGCUUCUUAGGGUUCCAUUUUUGCCCGGAGAUUCAGACCUUGAUCAACUAACAAGAAUAUUUGAAACAUUGGGCACACCAACUGAAGAACAGUGGCCUGACAUGUGUAGUCUUCCAGAUUUCGUGACAUUUAAGAGUUUCCCUGGAAUCCCAUUACAACACAUCUUCAGUGCAGCAGGAGACGACUUGCUAGCUCUCAUACAAGGCUUAUUCUUAUUUAAUCCGUGUACUCGAAUUACAGCCACACAGGCAUUGAAAACUAAGUAUUUCAGUAAUCGGCCAGGGCCAACACCUGGAUGUCAACUGCCUAGACCAAACUGUCCAGUGGAAACUUUAAAGGAGCAGGCUAAUCCAUCUCUGGCUACGAAACGGAAGAGAACCGAAAACUUGGAACAAGGAGGAUUACCCAAGAAGCUAAUUUUUUAG
Messenger RNA from Pipistrellus nathusii (Nathusius's pipistrelle), 1041 nucleotides. NCBI's taxonomy places the organism in Eukaryota, Metazoa, Chordata, Mammalia, Chiroptera, Vespertilionidae. The record is from the annotation of a GenBank genome assembly.